Molecule: messenger RNA, 1184 nt
Organism: Micropterus dolomieu (smallmouth bass)
Lineage: Eukaryota; Metazoa; Chordata; Actinopteri; Centrarchiformes; Centrarchidae
Product: protein phosphatase 1 regulatory subunit 12B-like
Exons: 9
Coding region: 350-895 (181 amino acids)
Cellular component (GO): cytoplasm
Molecular function (GO): enzyme inhibitor activity; protein kinase binding; phosphatase regulator activity
Source: RefSeq, a predicted model, not a curated record
ACUGCUUCCACGCACCCCACCCCGGCAGUUGCUUUGAGGGGUCCAAAGACUGACUAAGUCAAAUAAACUCGCAGAAUCAACUUGAUACCUUAGCAAAAUCUGACGAGAAUCCACUUCACUGAAGACGCAUUGCUUUUCAAGUCCAUCCAGUCCCUCUCUUGCUGCCGUGGCCAGGCAGAAGUCAAAGAACCGCAACAAGAAGACACUUAUAUGCUGUUGGAGUAGUCCGUGCCACCACAGUCCAAAACAGGUGGUGCCUGAUUACUACCAUAAUGAUGGAAGAUAAUCAACAAAUGCGUUACUUUGGACCAUAAUACAGCUGUAUGCAGAGGCCAGCAGCUCAGGAGCGAUGUCAUCUCUACUUUCUCACAACAAAGAUCAGCCACGCAUCAGAAAGUUGCUCUCUGACUCUUCUCCAACUUCAUCCGCUGCCACCACCAAGAGCCUGAGGCAUGAGAGACUGUCUAGAUUAAGCUCAUCUGGAUCCUCUGAUGUCUCCAGUGACACAUCAACAAACCACGCCGAGUCCUAUGUUUUACGGUGGGAGAACAGACUGUCUGCAAGGAAAAAGGCAGAAGAGAUGGCUAACAAUGACUAUAAAAAGAUGUAUGAAAAGGCGCUGGCCACCAAUCUAAGGCUCAAGUCCAGGCUGGAAACAAGUAAACAGGAACUUGCCAUGAUUCAGGAUCAACUGCAGAGAACACAGAAAGGAAGACAGGAAGAUUGUAGCUCCAACAUGCUUGAGACAGAAAAAAAGGAAAGCUGGAGUCUAAAAAAUAAGAUAUCAGAUAUGGAAGAACAGUUGAAGGUUAAAGCAGAGCUUAAAAUGGAGAACCAGAGACUGAAGGAUGAGAAUGGAGCUUUAAUCCGGGUCAUCACUAAACUAUCCAAGUGAGCCAGGAAGCAGGAAGGAUGAGAAGAAGAGGGAUGGAUACCAGAAGUCAUACCUGCGUUCUUCCUACAUUCAUCUUUUGCCCAGAAAGAAUGUAUGUACAUAGUUCUCCAGUAAUUUUGGAAACUACAAACAUUUACAGGGAUAAAGACACAUUUCACAUCAGCUACGAAAUCUUCCUGUUACUUUACUGGAUCUACAGAAGUAAGACAUUCCCAGAAAUAAAAUACACUAAAUUAAAAUUCAUAUUGUAUAUUCACAAGAUAUUUCUACAUAAAGGCAAAUACCACUA